AUGGCCAAUCUACCCUCGUUUGUGCCCUUUCCCAAGGUCCCAUGGCGGCAGCAUCUCAACGCGCAGGAAUGGGAUUCGCUGCUCGAGGCAUGGGAGCUUCUGGCACGAGCAUGCCUGCAGCUUUCGGACGUGGAGAUGCAGAGGAAGGCGAAGCAAGACGAGUCUCUAGCCGAGUUUAUCGUCUCGUUCAUCGAGGAGACAGCCGACUCGGGUCCUGCAGCACUGGGAUCUCACGCGACGUCAUUGCGCAAGCUCACAUUUCAGCUCACGUCACGCCUAUUCGCCCUCUCACCGCCAGCGCAACUUUUGAGCUUCGAAUGUCUGAGCGCUUUCGCGCGACUCUAUCCCAGGAAACUCGCGGCACCAGUUCUUGCUGACCUUUUCGGCAAGCAUGGUCCUGUUGCCGAGGCUUCCCUGACCACGCUCAAGAAGCAGCUCAUACCGCAGCUCGAGGCUGGUAUCAAGGGCGAUCUCAAGCCGGUGGAAUCACAAUUGACACGACUAAAUCCAUUGCUGCAUGCAUCGCCCCAUGCUUGCGCGCAGUGUUUGGCCGGGUCAGAUUUCUUCGACGGACUGGUCAUCUGUUUCCGGGUGAUGAACCCUCCGCUUCGAAAAGCUAUCAUCACGACGGUGUAUCUGUGUCUUGUGGGCCUGACCGACUUGGAGAGAUGGGCCAUGUUGAAUGAUCAGCUGUACGAGCUGAAAGCCGCGGCGGACUCGCACAAGGCUGGGCCUCUCAAUGUCAACGACUCGCUUGUCUCCGAGCUUGUGACGUCGACGCCCAUCCUCAAGGUCCUUUUGAAGCGAGCGGAGGACGCGGGGGCAGCAACAGCGAACUUUAGCAAGCGCAUCACUGCUCUGUAUGAGUUCAAAAAAGGUCCCAUGCUGCGGCCGAAGCGCAAGAGGAAGGUUGACAAGGGCAAAGGGAGGCAAUCGGAAACCGACAUGGAUGCAGACAUGCACGUGCACAAAAUGAGCCAGAUCACACAAGUACAAGACUUGUUUCCAGAUUUGGGCGCGGGAUUUGUCGCAAAGUGCUUGGAUGAGUACGGCGACGAUGUGGAGCAGGUCGUUGCCAAUCUGCUAAGCGAGAGUCUGUCGGCUCAUCUGGCCAACGCAGACCGAAGUGAGCCUCUCACAUCGUCACAUCAGCCGCCGCCGCCUGAUCUGGCGCCGCACUCGACGCCGUCUCAACUGCCCACGCGGCGCAACAUACAUGAUAACGAUGAGUUUGACAACCUCUCCGCCGACAUGUCAAAGGUCACAUUCGGUAAAGAUCACGAGAAGACCGAAAAGGAGGUGUCCUCCACCGCGCCCAACAAGGCUGCCAUUCUCUCCGCGCUCGCCGCGCUGGAUCCUGACGACGACGAGCGCGACGACACGUACGACGCUGCUGACGUUGGCGGGACCGUCGAUCAGAGCAAUCAGGAGGCCGAUGGUGCGAAUGACGGGAACGAGGAGAUCUUGUAUCGCGCAUGGAACAUGGACCAGAAGGCCUUUGGAAGGGAUGCAGCGACUAGGAGAGGGGCAGGCAGGGCCAAGCUUAGAGAAGAGACAGGUAUGACGGAUGAGGCGAUUGAAGGAUGGGCUCUCAUGCUCACACGCAACCCGGCACUGAGACGAAGGCUGGAAGCCAAGUACGCCUUCAGCGGGGAGCAGAACGCCAUCGAGAGCACGUCGUGGCGCGCCAACGAAGACAACUCGGAUGCUCCUGGGCCGUCACGAGGCAGAGGUCGCGGUCGUGGCAGGGGAGGAGCGGGUCGAGGACGCGGGAAUGUCUCCGGGCCCACGGGUGAGAAGGACACGACAAACGCGAGGAAGAACAAGGAGGCAAACAAAGGGUCGAGAGCUAACCACAAUCGGCGGGAAGGACGUGCGAGGAAGAUGGCACGUGGUGGAUUUGCCGGAUAG
Messenger RNA from Emericellopsis cladophorae, 1911 nucleotides. RefSeq names its product CUE domain-containing protein-like protein. Lineage: Eukaryota; Fungi; Ascomycota; Sordariomycetes; Hypocreales; Bionectriaceae. The transcript is spliced from 2 exons. Gene Ontology annotation, molecular function: ubiquitin binding. The coding region runs from base 1 to 1911 and encodes 636 amino acids. The record is from RefSeq and is a predicted model, not a curated record.